AUGAACCCGCAGGCGCGGCGGGUGGAGCGCAACCGGGAGGAGGUGCGCAAGCUGUCGCUGCGGGACGGCAACCGCUUCUGCGUCGACUGCGGGAUGCGGGGCCCCCUCUACGUGGUGAGCAACUUUCACGUCUUCGUCUGCUCCAAGUGCGCCGCCCUGCACCGCUCGCAGCAGCACAAAGUGAAGGGCAUCUCCAUGACGGAGUUCACCGACGCGGAGGUCGCCAGCCUCGCCGUCGGCGGCAACGACCGGGCGGCGCGGGUUUGGUUCGCCAAGUACCAAAAGCAGCGGCCGCGGCCGGGCAACGACCGCGCCAUCAGCAACUUCAUCGUGGCCGCCUUCGAGGACCUCGCGUACGUCGACCGGGAGGAGUUGGCGCGGCUGCAGAGCGACGUGCAGCUGGCGGUGAGCGGCGAUGGGGCGCCGCGGCGGCCGUCGGGCUCGCUGGGGCUGCCCCCCUCGCCGGAAGGCGGGCCCCGCCGGUCCCUGCCGUCACAAUCGCCGUCGCAGGCGACCGACACGGCGGCCGCCUCAUCGCCGGCACUCGCCCCAACCGCCCCCCCGGCGACGCGGGGCGCAGACGCUGUGCCGGUGGACCUGUUUAGGCCCUCGGCUCCGCCGCCGCCGGCCCCCGCGGCCCCGACGGACGACGACAUGUUCGCGGACUUUUUAACCGCCGCCGCACCGCCGCCGCAGCCGCCGCCUGCCGUUGCCGCCUCGGCGUCUCCUUCCACGGCCCAGGCGCCGCUCGAGGACUGGUUCGCCGCAGCCCCCGCGCCGCCGCACGUCAACGUGGCCGUCUUCCCAGGCGUCACGGCAGGGCCUCCUGUACCGUACCCGACGCCGCAGCCGUCCCCUGCUGCUGGGUACGCGCCGUGGCCGCCGAACAUGUUAUCGCAGCCUGGAAUUCCGGGGCAGUUCGGCAUGCAGCAGGGCGGAUAUAGUCUUGCGGCGCCUAGUAAUGUGUCUCAGCCGGCGCCACAGCAAGUUCAGUAUGCCUCUUCUAUGAGUUCUGCAGUGGCGCCCAACGUGGUGCCGUGCCAAGCACCGCUCGCCCAGGCACAACCGCCGUUGUCCGUGGGUGCUGCGACGCUGACGAAUUGGGGCGGCGUGAACUUCUUUCAGGAACCUCCCGCAGACCCGUGGAGAAACCCUGUCCCUUCUGAACCCACGAGGGCGGAGCCCGUCAAGGACACCAGCGCGCCACACAACGACGCCUUUGCCUUUUUAGACCCCUUUGGCAGCAAAUGUUGA
Molecule: messenger RNA, 1254 nt
Organism: Trypanosoma conorhini
Lineage: Eukaryota; Euglenozoa; Kinetoplastea; Trypanosomatida; Trypanosomatidae
Product: ADP-ribosylation factor GTPase activating protein
Exons: 1
Coding region: 1-1254 (417 amino acids)
Molecular function (GO): GTPase activator activity
Source: RefSeq, a predicted model, not a curated record